GGCCUCAGUGAUCUGCACGAUGCCGCCGUGAUCGUACGGCAUCGUACUUUUCCUGGCGACACGCGGCACGCAUCACGUGGCACCACACACCGCGUACGCGCUCCUGCCUCCUGCGGCGCGACUACGUCCAACGUCCCUCGCACCGACGCGCUGCACCGAUCCGGGGGAGAAACGACGCCCGCCGACGACGCUCGCGCGCGACAACAAAUGCGUCAGUGAUCCCGCCGCCGGAUAUAUGCCCGGAGAAGUCCGAUAUGAGUACAGACGGAAACACGUUCUCCGGGAGAAGAUGACCCCACGUCGUCGCGUCUUGGCAGGAAUUCGCCGUGCUAUUUUUGCCGCUGGUGUCCUGGCGCUCAUCGUCCUGAUACUGUCGGGCCAGGAUGGCACCAACACCCUGCAGCACGGGAAUUCGCUGGAGGACGCGAAUCUGACGCCGGAGGAGAAAAUAUUGGAGCAGAUUACGACGGCGGAAACUGAGCAACGUCUAACAGCCAGGCGGAAAUUUCUGGCGGAAAAAUGUGCCGAGGAGGGUCUCGAUCGUCCUGGCAACGACUCGCUUCACAGGCCGAACGCCUGGGAGUUCCUUGUAAAUAGAGAAUAUCACCUUAUAUGGUGCAAUGUUUUCAAAGCAGCAUCCACAUCAUGGAUGUAUAACUUUAAUUUACUUGCGGGAUACAGCCCGCAAUUUCUGAAGGCCUCCAAAGCAGUGCCAGUCUCGCUAGCCAGACAGAGGUAUCCUAGGCAUAGCGCGGAAGAGCUGGCUAAAUAUCUAAACGACAGCAUCAGUUUCCUGAUAGUGCGGCAUCCCUUCGAGAGAUUGCUCAGCGCUUAUCGAGAUAAACUGGAGCACAGCCUGCCGCACACAUUUCACAGCAACCUCGGUGCACACAUAGUUUGGCAUUACAGAGCAAGGGAUUCGAAGACGAAUACAAGGCAAGGACCUAGAUAUCCGCUCUUCGAGGAAUUUGUCCGAUGGCUGUUAUGCCAAUGGAGGGCGGGGAACGAUCUCGACAUGCAUUGGACACCAGUCGUGAACUUCUGUACACCCUGCCAAGUGCGAUUCGACGUGAUAGCUAAAUUCGAGACGCUACAUGACGACCAAGACUAUCUCAUAAAGCAAGCUCAUGUGGGGCACAUCAUCAAACCCGAGUGGAAAAAUCCUACUAAGGGCGUCCAGACGAAAGAUGUUAUAAAAAAUUAUUUUACGCAAUUAUCCAAAACACAGAUUGACGAGCUCUACGAAAUGUUCAGGUAUGACUUCGUGCUCUUCGAUUAUUCACUCGAAGAGUACUUAGCGUUUGGUAGGGAUGAAAUCACUACACUAACGUGUAAGUGAUUGGCAUUUCUCCUGGCAUUUCGUCUAUGCUUAAAAUGUGUGAGACAGUACAUGAAAUGGAACGAGGCAUGCGACACACAACGAAAUCGUAGGUAGCGCUUAAACGAAUUUGGAGGGAUAAGAAGUGUGACACUCGAAUAUAUGUAUAUAGUGACGAUCAACGCAUUUCUUAUAUGGGACUUCAAAAGGAUGGAAGGAUAUGUCCUGGUUUUGUAAUUUACACAUGUAAACUGUGUUGUCAUAUUGAACAUUUUGAUAGUGCAUAUGUUAAAGUUUAUCUGUUAUUGUUAUACUGAGAUUAGAGGAUAUAGAUCUCAAUGAAAAUUUACGAUAAAUAAGGACGAUGCAAACGUUUUGCAAAUAUGAACGUACAGUUCGUUGCUUGCGUACUUAAAUUGUUAAAAUAAACUAAAUUUUUACAAAUUUACGACUAUCAGCUUGGAGAAAGCUGUAUCUCAGUAUCUUGAUCAUUCAAAAUUUUCGAUCUCUCAAUUAUCUUCCGUUUCAAUGGCGUAUGAUAUAGAUUGAGUUAGGUUCCAUUAGUAAUAAAAGUUGCUGAAGCCUUUAAAUAGAAAUGCAAUAAGAUUAAGAAAAGUCUAGAUAGAUUGAAAGAAUUUUAGUACGUGACACGCGCGACAUUGAAGAGAAUUUGUGAUAGUCUCAGUUUUGCAUGAAGCAACAAGAAUAUCUAAUUACGCCACCGAGUUGUGUCCGCGACAACUGCACAAUAAUCUUUGUAAGCAUAAAUGUAGUACCACUGUAACGAUGGUAAUAGUACUGCCUCAAGGAAACAUGGUGCAAAAUAUUAAGGUAACUAACUUAAUAUCACAUAACAUCACUUUAAGAUGCAAACAUUUUGUAGAAUUACGUUGUUUCGAGAAAUAAUAAAAAACGUAUAUUUCCGAGUAAAAAACAUUGAGUCAAUCAACAGUAACAUUUGCAUACGUUUCAUUACAGUAGAAAUUAAUUAAAAUAAUUGGAUACAAGGUUCAAAUCUCAAAUGAAAUAUUUGUCUGCGUGAUCGCUCAACGAUUGUAUUUGAAUGACGCAAAAAUAUCUCGGCGUUACGGAUUUCUAUACUCGCAAAGUAAAACACAUUGUUGAAUAAAGAUUAUUUGUACGAUA
Molecule: messenger RNA, 2464 nt
Organism: Temnothorax curvispinosus
Lineage: Eukaryota; Metazoa; Arthropoda; Insecta; Hymenoptera; Formicidae
Product: carbohydrate sulfotransferase 11
Exons: 7
Coding region: 236-1339 (367 amino acids)
Biological process (GO): carbohydrate biosynthetic process
Cellular component (GO): membrane
Molecular function (GO): sulfotransferase activity
Source: RefSeq, a predicted model, not a curated record